Messenger RNA from Camellia sinensis, 916 nucleotides. RefSeq names its product pathogenesis-related protein STH-2. Gene Ontology annotation, cellular component: nucleus; cytoplasm. Lineage: Eukaryota; Viridiplantae; Streptophyta; Magnoliopsida; Ericales; Theaceae. The record is from RefSeq and is a predicted model, not a curated record. Gene Ontology annotation, biological process: defense response; abscisic acid-activated signaling pathway. Gene Ontology annotation, molecular function: protein phosphatase inhibitor activity; abscisic acid binding; signaling receptor activity.
UAAUGCACUUCUUCACAACCCACCACAACCUACUGUGAUUCUCAUUUGCCACAUUACACCACUUUAUACAUUCAUUCCUUUAGGAUAAAAAAUUAAAAAAAAAAAUGGGUGUCACUACUUAUACCCAAGAGUUCACCACCUCAGUAGCAGCCAACAGAAUGUUCAAGGCUUUGAUGCUUGACUCUCAUAAUCUCAUCCCUAAGCUUCUCCCUCAAUCCAUCAAGAGCAUCGAAUACAUUCAAGGUGAUGGUGGUGCUGGAAGUAUCAAGCAAACCAACUUCCCUGAAGGAAGUCCAAUGAAGUGUUUGAAGCACAAGAUUGAUUUACUUGAUGUUGAGAACUAUAAGUGCAAGUACACUGUGAUUGAAGGGGAUGCAUUGGAUGACAAGUUGGAAUCUCUCUCUUAUGAGGUUAAGUUUGAGCCUACUGGUAAUGGAUGCGAGACUAAGGUGACAAGCAUAAGCUAUUAUCAUGCCAAGGGUGGCAUUGAGCUCAAAGAAGAGGAAAUGGCAGCCGGAAAGGACAAGGGCAUGGGAAUGUUCAAGGUUGUCGAAGACUAUCUGAUCGCAAACCCAGAUGUCUACGCUUGAAUCAAAAUUUGCUUCAGUUAAAUUACUUCACUAUUAUCUAUUAGUGUGUUGUAAUUGAAGGUGUGAAUUUUUGGUUUCUUUUUUGAAGAGUUACCUUUAGCAUGAGAAUAAAGGGUGUUUUGAGAAGAUGCUUAAAAGUUAUUUUUUGACUUUUUUUUAAUUUUUUUGUGAGAGAGUGAAGUGGAUUAAAAAUUAGAAAGUGACUUUUAAUUUACUUUCCAAAAUAAGUGUUUAGCAAGUCUCUUAUUUUAAUGUUGGAUAUUGAGUGUACUAGAAUUGAAGCAUGUAAAACCAAAAUGAAUAAAAUAAGAAGUUUAAUACUCUUA